CCCUCACCCCUCUUCCUUCAGUAGUCAUAUUUUCUUGGCUUAAAAAAGCUAGAAGAAAUGAGUCUUACUGGUAAGCUCGUUAACCAAAUCGAGAUAAAAUCCGAUGGAGAUGUGUUUCAUGAAAUUUUUAGGCACAGACCACACCAUGUAUCUGCCAUGAGCCCUACUCAUAUUCAAGGUUGUGAUCUGCAUGAUGGUAAUUGGGGAACCGUCGGAUCUGUCAUCUUCUGGAAUUAUACUCACGAUGGAAAAAAGAAAGUGGCCAAAGAGGUUAUCCAGGCCAUAGAUGAGGCAAAGAGGUCAAUCACAUUCAAGGUGAUUGAAGGAGAUGUGCUGGAGUUAUACAAGACCUUCAUCAUAACAGUUCAUGUUGAUGCCCAUGGCAAAAGCAACUUGGUUACAUGGACCUUCGAGUAUGAGAAAAAGAAUCCCAAUAUCCCAGAUCCAAAUACUCUGAUGGACUUUUGCCUUCAUGUCACUAAGGAUAUUGAGACUCACCAUCUCAAAUGAAGGGGUGCUAAAUUGUCAUCAUAGAUAGAUGGCACGAACAUGUGUGUUCGGAAGUUCCAAGAUCUCUCUCCAAUUAGUGUAUUGAAUAAAUGUAAGCUCGAUGAAGGUUGUACCUGAAAUAUAUUGUGUGCAUGCUCCUAUGAGUUAUGAUAAUAUCAUGUGUUAAUGGUGUGGUCCAAUAAUCGAUGUAAUAAUUAUCAGUUGUUUAAUGAAUUUCUAUGUAUUGAAAACUUUGUGUCUC
Messenger RNA from Coffea eugenioides, 751 nucleotides. Its product is annotated as kirola-like. The record is from RefSeq and is a predicted model, not a curated record. Lineage: Eukaryota; Viridiplantae; Streptophyta; Magnoliopsida; Gentianales; Rubiaceae. Gene Ontology annotation, biological process: defense response. The coding region runs from base 58 to 510 and encodes 150 amino acids. The transcript has 2 exons.